AUCUGUGCUGUAUCUUUCACAGCAACUAAAGUCUAUUCACGUUUUUUCGGCAAUACGUCGUCGCUAAUAUCAGCAAACUUAUUUUGAAAGUCCAACAUCGACAACUCAGAAAUGAGUUCUCAAAUCCGACAAAACUUCCACCAGGACUGCGAGGCUGCCAUUAACAGACAGAUCAACCUAGAGCUCUAUGCCUCAUAUGUUUAUCUCUCUAUGGCUUACUAUUUUGAUAGGGACGACAAAUCCCUACCACAUUUUUCUAGGUUCUUUCAAGCACAGUCUAAAGAAGAACGGGAGCAUGCAGAGAAGCUGAUGAGUCUGCAGAACAAGCGAGGAGGCAAGAUUUUUCUGCAGGACAUCAGGAAACCUGAUAGAGAUGAGUGGGGCAGCAGCCUGGAGGCCUUGGAGUGUGCUUUGCAGCUUGAGAAAAGUGUAAACCAAUCCCUGCUCGACCUGCAGAAAAUAGCGACAGAACACAAUGACCCUCACGUGUGUGACUUCAUAGAAUCACAUUUUCUGGGCGAACAGGUCAAAUCUAUCAAACAGCUUGCUGACUGGAUAUCCAACCUGCGUCACAUGGGAGCCCCCCAGAGUGGCAUGGCGGAGUAUCUCUUUGACAAACAUACCAUGGCUGAGGAGGGAAGUUAAACUAAACUGACCAUUCAUCCUGUCCCUGACAUGUCCUCCUUAUAAUACAGAUACCACUGCUUUA
Messenger RNA from Labrus mixtus (cuckoo wrasse), 709 nucleotides. It is a transcript of the gene fth1b, whose product is annotated as ferritin, heavy polypeptide 1b. The record is from RefSeq and is a predicted model, not a curated record. Bases 112 to 645 code for a protein of 177 amino acids. The transcript has 5 exons. Gene Ontology annotation, cellular component: cytoplasm. Lineage: Eukaryota; Metazoa; Chordata; Actinopteri; Labriformes; Labridae. Gene Ontology annotation, biological process: iron ion transport; intracellular iron ion homeostasis. Gene Ontology annotation, molecular function: ferrous iron binding; ferric iron binding.